GCUCCGCACCUCGUGCUUUCUCUCUACCUUGUACCUUUGGUACCCUCUACCAAGGCGGCAGGUAUAAGGUUCAAAUUUUCCACCAGCAGCGCAGUUAGAAGAUUGAACAUAUUUAGCCUGAGACAUUUUCUGUGAAUAUCUAGAGAAAAUCAAUCAGUGGACCUGGUAGAAGAUGUAGCUUUGGUGACCCAAUAUGAUACAGAGGACACACUUUUCUCACUACUCGGUCUGAUUGCGACCUCAGUCCGAGACCGUGACACCAGCCAACAAUGAUAUCUUCUCCCCUGUACAGGGGUUGGGUAGUGCUUGGGAUAACUGUUCUAUUAUUUGUUUUCUGGGCGGGAAUUGGGAACUCGUGGGGAACAACAAUAUUGUGCCUUCAGCAGGAUGAAGAUUUCCCGACAUCAUCUCUUGCACUGCUAGGUGCCCCCUUAACAGUGUACUAUGCAUUCAAACUAUCCCUCAGCAGCUUGAUAUACUUGGCAUUGGCAGAGUUUGGUCUCCUUGACCUUCGACAAGUUGUAGCUAUUGGACUAAGCUUGAUGGUGCUGGGGUUGUUGCUGACGUCACUUGCCAAUGGGCCCGAGUUUUUGGUGAUAUCAUUUGGAGUUAUAUCAGGAACUGGUAACGGGUUGGUUCUACUUUCCAUGUUUAAAGUGAUUGCCCUCUGGUUUCCAUGGUCACACAGGUUUCAUGUGCUAACAACCAGCGCGUUGAGCAACAUGAUGCCUCUUGGCACGGCAAUUUUGAACAACGUUAAUGCCCAGAUGUGCUCAAUUCCUUCACUGGGUUGGCGGUGGGCGUUCCGAAUUUAUGCAGUUAUUCUGUCCACUUUGGGACUUCUUCUACUCCUGGUGUACGGAAACCCGCCAGAGGAGGUUUCAAAUGGACAAUGCGGCUACCCAACUGACAAAAAGCUAGACUUCUUGGAAAAACCACCGUGGUCCAGACGAUCUACAAUUGCCCUUCAUGGAGUAUGGGCCGUUGCAAUAUGUUGUAAGGGGUUCGCUUUCUUUUUACCUUUUGUUAUAUUGCCAAAACACGUGACGGACCUUGGUUACAAUGACUACGAAGCAGCAUACGUGAUGACAGUUCUAGGAAUCAUGGGCAUGAUUGGGCAGAUGUUUUCCUCUUUUGUCGGGGACUAUCUGAAAGGGAAGCUACUCGUCGUGAGCAUGGUUGCAGCUGCUUUGCUUACACUAAAUAAUAUCAUCGCUGCAUAUUCGACAUCUUUGACUGGGGCGUUCGUGUACAGUGCUGUUUCAGGUCUUACCUUUGGUCCAUAUAAUGCUGGCUACUAUGCUGUCAUCAAUGAAAUAAUGGAUGGAGAGAAUGUUGACACUUUAUUCCUGACUAUGCGGUUCAGCACAGGCGUUGGAGCCACCACAGGCCCGUAUUUGGCAGGAUAUAUCCGUGACGUCACAGGAAGUUACUAUGCAGUGUUCCUGUCCAUUGCGUCAUGUUUCGGUGUGUUUGUCCUAGCAACGACAACGGUUACGUUUAUCAACAAGUGGAGGGACUUAAGAAGUGUAGAACUAAUGAAGAACAAAAUCACGUUUGAGUAAAAUACCUCAAAACCAGAUUUAACCUCUCCCUACUCUAUGCAGCCGAGGCAGAAAUGAAUAGGAAACCACGAAGCAUUGAAAAUGAAUGUUAAUAUGUUAUUAUGAAAAAAGUGUAUUGUAAUUAAAUGAAGAAAAAGUAUUAAGUAGAAAGAAACAUGCACGUGGAUACAAUUAUACAUCGACAGACACUAAGCACACGCAGCUACACCGCAGCCAACAGUGAACAUCUGAAAGCCAGCAGCUGACAACGAAGAAACAAAACACCGUCCCAGCCUGAUAGCCACGCUUUGAAA
Lingula anatina is the source of this 1858-nucleotide messenger RNA. RefSeq names its product monocarboxylate transporter 13. NCBI's taxonomy places the organism in Eukaryota, Metazoa, Brachiopoda, Lingulata, Lingulida, Lingulidae. The record is from RefSeq and is a predicted model, not a curated record. Gene Ontology annotation, biological process: transmembrane transport. Gene Ontology annotation, molecular function: transmembrane transporter activity.